Messenger RNA from Notechis scutatus (mainland tiger snake), 3142 nucleotides. Lineage: Eukaryota; Metazoa; Chordata; Lepidosauria; Squamata; Elapidae. The record is from RefSeq and is a predicted model, not a curated record.
UGAGCUAUCUGUAUAUAUUAUUCAGUACCUGCACAGCUCCGCUUCAGUUCCCAAAGUGCUGGUUUUACAGCUGCAGCUAUUCUGCUUACUUCUGCAUGUAGAAAAGUUGUUAAUCGGUGUGAACGAGAUACAAAAAACGGGAUCCUUUAAGAAUUCAGCAGUUACAGAACCAAAUCCGACUGGAAAAAGAAGCAGACCAGUGGUGUCAUCAAAAACAAGCUAGUUUCCUCCAGAGUCUUCCCUUGUCCCCAACUUUUCUCCCUCCAUCUUCAUUCCAAGAACUGGAGUCCAGCCACAGUCCUUCUCCUGUGCAAAUGAGUGUUCUCAAUUCUCAUUCUGCUCCUGCCAUGCAGACAUCCAGUUCUUUCAACUAUGCCCGUCCAAAACAAUUUAUUGCUGCACAAAAUAUUAGCCCUGCUUCAAGCUAUGUAACACAGCCAUCUGGCUCUUCCACAUCUAGUCUCCCAUCCCCAAUGUCCCCAACUGCUUCUCAGAAGCAGUUUGGUAAAACAUCUGCCUACCCUUUCUCUCAGACAUUUGCUCCUGAGGAAGAGUAUCCGUGGUCUCCUUCCCCACCUCCUCCCCCUCCCCCUGUUUUUAGUCCUACAUCUACUUUUUCAGUGGCAGACUCCUUUCCACUGCCACCACCUCCACCUCCUCUGCCAGCUUCUGUCCCCUCACCUUCCCACAGUUUUUCUCCCACAUCCAGAUUGUCCAGCUCUAGUCAGUCUCCAGCAGCCUUUCUCAGCUCCAUGCUACCAUCUCAGCCACCUCCAAUGGCAGUUAAUGCACUAGGACUUCCCAAAAGUGUUACACCACCGGGAUUUCCAAAGAAAUCAGGCAGGACUGCCAGAAUUGCAUCUGAUGAAGAAAUUCAGGGCACAAAAGAUGCUGUUAUCCAAGACCUGGAAAGAAAACUUCGCUUCAAGGAAGAUCUCUUGAACAAUGGCCAACCAAAGUUAACAUAUGAGGAAAAGAUGGCUCGUCGAUUGUUGGGGGCUGACAAUGCUGCGACAGUCUUCAAUAUUCAAGAACCAGAAGAAGAACUUGCAGAGCAGGGAACUGGUUCUGUUGAUGCUUCUAUAGUGACUCAUGAGGCUGUGCAAAAGGAGUACAAGGUCUCCAGUUUUGAGCAGAGGCUGAUCAGUGAGAUUGAAUUUAGAUUGGAGAGAACUCCAGUAGAAGAGUCUGAUGAUGAAGUGGAACAUGGGAAAGAUGUUCUUGAUAGCAGCCUGGCCCCAUAUUUUGAGGCAAAGCUUAAACAUUACAAAAUAUUUGAAGGAAUGCCAGUCACUUUUAUAUGCAGAGUGUCUGGAAAUCCAAACCCAAAGAUCUAUUGGUUCAAAGAUGGAAAGCAAAUCUCUAAAAGGAAUGAGCAUUACCAGAUGCAAAGAGAACCUGAUGGGACCUGCUCUCUCCAUACCACUGCCUCCACCCUCGAUGAUGAUGGGAAUUAUACUGUUAUGGCUGCCAAUCCACAGGGGAGAAUAAGCUGUACAGGACGAUUGAUGGUCCAAGCUGUCAAUCAGAGGGGACGCAGCCCCAGGACACCUCCUACCCAGCCUCAUAUCAGAAGACCACGGUCUCGAUCAAGGGAUAGUGGAGAUGAAAAUGAACCAAUCCAGGAACGCUUCUUCCGACCACAUUUCCUGCAGGCUCCAGGAGAUCUGAUAAUUCAAGAAGGAAAACUUUGUAGAAUGGAUUGCAAGGUCAGUGGCUUGCCAACUCCUGAUAUCAACUGGCAACUUAAUGGAAGAGUAAUACGAUCUGAUAAUUCCCACAAAAUGCUUGUACGGGAAAAUGGUAUACACUCCUUAAUCAUAGAGCCAGUCACAGCAAGAGAUGCUGGCAUCUAUACAUGUAUUGCCACUAAUCGAGCUGGCCAGAACACUUUCAGUCUGGAACUGAUUGUGACAGCGAAGGAACCACACAAGCCACCUGUAUUUACAGAGAAACUACAGAAUACAGGAGUGGCUGAGAGGUUUCCAGUGCGACUGGAAUGCCGGAUUUCAGGUGUGCCUCCACCUCAGAUUUUCUGGAAGAAGGAAAAUGAGUCACUCAUAUACAACACUGACAGAGUGAGCAUGCACCAAGAUAAUCAUGGAUACAUCUGCCUGCUUAUUCAGGGAGCUACAAAAGAAGAUGCUGGUUGGUACACUGUAUCAGCAAAAAAUGAAGCUGGGAUUGUUUCCUGCACAGCAAGACUGGAUGUCUAUACUCAGUGGCAACAACAGUCCCAAACCACUAAGCCAAAGAAAGUGCGUCCCUCAGCCAGCCGGUAUGCAGCACUUUCUGACCAAGGACUAGACAUCAAAGCUGCAUUUCAGCCAGAAGCAAACCCAGGACAUCUGACGUUGCAGUCUGGAUUGGUAGAAAGUGAUGAUCUUUAAGUAUUAAGUACCAGAUAUACCAUUUCCUUUCCAAUUGAAAACACUGAAUGCCAUUGUAUGGAUCAAUGAUAAUCUACGCCACCGUAUGCAAGACAGACACCUCUGUGUGCAAAAGAAUCCAGCCACAUCUGUUUUGUUCAGUAUAACAAAUUAAGAGUCUAUGGAGAGAAAUGCAAUCUGCAUAUACAAAUCACCUUCACUAUAACCAUUUCUAAUUACAUUGUAGAUAAUACUGUUUUGAAUCAUCCUAUUCACAAAUUGAGUGAAAUUUUGCAAUAAAUAUGCUGCACACUUAUCGCUAAGUGCCUUUGCAGUUUGUAAGUGCUAUUAAUGUAUAAAGAAUAGAAGUACACUAAAAUGUAUUAGGAGUGCAUUAUAAUGAUAUUCAGAUGUGCAAUACUGAAUGAGUAAAGCAAGAUGGAAAAGGGAAAGAGAUAAGUGAUGUUUUUGUGUUUAUAAUUGAUUUUCUAGUCUCAAAGGAAAUAGGAUAUGUUAGUUUUGCCUUAAUUGCAUUUGGGUAGGUAAGGUGAUCUUAUAUCAGAAGGCUUUUGACUUUUGCCUGUGGAUGUGGUGCUUAGAUUCAUGUUACUUUUAUAACAGUGAGAUAAAAGGCAAAUGUCAGACCCUCCACAAAAAAUGAUAUGUGAGCUUUUUAAAUGCUCAGUGCUUCAAAAAGCCUCAGUACUUUUUAAAAUAAUAUUGAAAGAUCUGAUUGAGUAGAAUAUGUGAUAGAAAGGAAGAUAAUUAGGAGU